Messenger RNA from Malania oleifera, 848 nucleotides. Its product is annotated as probable glutathione S-transferase parC. Bases 1 to 582 code for a protein of 193 amino acids. Gene Ontology annotation, molecular function: glutathione transferase activity. Gene Ontology annotation, biological process: glutathione metabolic process. The record is from RefSeq and is a predicted model, not a curated record. Gene Ontology annotation, cellular component: cytoplasm. Lineage: Eukaryota; Viridiplantae; Streptophyta; Magnoliopsida; Santalales; Ximeniaceae. The transcript is spliced from 2 exons.
AUGGCGGAUAAGGUAGUUCUGCUAGAUUUCUGGCCCAGCAUGUUCGGGAUGAGAGUCAGAAUCGCCCUGGCUGAGAAAGGGCGUGGGGAGUAUUGGGAUGGAAGUACGGAGUUAGAGACGAAGAGAUAUUUACCAAAACAAGAGUCUUUGCUGUUGGAGUUGAAACCCUAUCACAGAAAAUCCCCAGUUCUCAUCCCAAUGAAUGAUCAAAUGGUUGAAACUCUGCAUUUUGAGUUGCAGCUAUACGGGCCAGGGAGGAAGCUGUUUUGGUCGCCAGAAGAACACGAGGAUGCGGGGAUGGAGUUCAUUGGAUACCUCAAGGUGCUGGAAGGAGAGCUCGGAGAUGAGCCCUUCUUCGGUGGCGAGACCUUUGGGUUCGUGGACAUUGCUCUGAUCACAUUCUACAGCUGGUUCAAGGCAUACGAAACCUACGGCAACCUAAGCGUGGAGUCGGAGUGCCCCAAGCUGAUAGCAUGGGCCAAGAGGUGCCUGGGCAGGGAAAGUGUGGCCAUGUCCCUUGUUGACCAGGACAAGGUCAGUGGCUUCAUUGCCCAAGUGAGACAGGAACUUGGGUUGAAGUAGGGUAUGUGUUGGUUGGGGCUGUGGUUUGGGUUGUCUUGUAAUUGUCUUACUAGCUCCCAGGACCCAUAAAUAUCCUUAAUGGUGCCACUUUGCAUUUAGUUGUUGUUGUUGUUGAUGAUGAUGUUGAAGACACAUAGGAGUGUCUUUUCUUCUGGUCAGCAUGGUUAUCGUUGUGUCCUGCUUAUUUAAUGUAUGGAUAAGACACUUGGGUGUGUCUUGAAUAUUGAAUAAAGUGUCUUGAAUAUUGAAUCUCUCUAUUUCUUGCA